AUGCUCAUUCAAAGACAACUAUUAACAUCUAGAUUACUUUCUAGAAAUUUUCAAAAACAAAAUAUUCAAUUAAUUAAAAGAUUCAACUCAUUCAAAUCAACUCCACCACCUAUAAAACCAAGAAUAAAAUUACAAAGUAAUACUUUGUUAAUAUUAGGUGCAUUAGUAGUAGGUACAACAAUAGCUGCUACUUUAUAUAAUAAAGAAGAUCCAAAAUCUGCAAUUGAUCCUGAAUUACCUAGAUUAUCAAAUGGACCAGUAUUUGAACCUGGUCAAAUUUCAGUUGUAUUUGUGUUAGGAGGACCAGGAUCAGGUAAAGGUACUCAAUGUGAUAUUUUAGUUAAGGAAAAAGGUUUUACACAUUUAUCAGCUGGUGAUUUAUUAAGAGCUGAACAAAAUAGACCAAAUUCAAAAUAUGGAAAAUUAAUUGCAAAAUGUAUAAAAGAAGGAACAAUUGUACCACAAGAAGUUACUAUUGAAUUAUUAAGAAAUGCCAUUCGAUCAAAAUAUAAUCAAGGUCAAGUUAAAUUUUUAAUUGAUGGAUUUCCAAGAAAAAUGGAUCAAGCAUUAACUUUUGAAAAUAGUAUAGCAAAAUCAGCAUUAACUAUAUUUUUUGAAUGUCCUGAACAAGUAAUGUUAAAUAGAUUAUUAGAAAGAGGUAAAACUAGUGGUAGAGCUGAUGAUAAUAUUGAAAGUAUUAAAAAAAGAUUUAAAACUUUUAUUGAUACUUCUAUGCCUGUUGUUGAUUAUUUUGAAAAAGAAGGGAAAGUUAUUAAAGUUAGAUGUGAUCAUUCUAUACCUGUUGUUGCUUCUCAAGUUUUAGAUGCUUUGACUAAAAGGGGAGUAUAG
Molecule: messenger RNA, 849 nt
Organism: Lodderomyces jiufengensis
Lineage: Eukaryota; Fungi; Ascomycota; Pichiomycetes; Serinales; Debaryomycetaceae
Gene: URA6
Product: bifunctional uridylate/adenylate kinase
Exons: 1
Coding region: 1-849 (282 amino acids)
Biological process (GO): CDP biosynthetic process; 'de novo' pyrimidine nucleobase biosynthetic process; UDP biosynthetic process
Cellular component (GO): nucleus; cytoplasm
Molecular function (GO): UMP kinase activity; ATP binding
Source: RefSeq, a predicted model, not a curated record